Messenger RNA from Eremothecium gossypii ATCC 10895, 1071 nucleotides. RefSeq names its product Psy4p (gene PSY4). NCBI's taxonomy places the organism in Eukaryota, Fungi, Ascomycota, Saccharomycetes, Saccharomycetales, Saccharomycetaceae. Gene Ontology annotation, molecular function: protein phosphatase regulator activity. The record is from RefSeq and is marked provisional. Gene Ontology annotation, biological process: protein dephosphorylation. Bases 1 to 1071 code for a protein of 356 amino acids. The transcript has a single exon. Gene Ontology annotation, cellular component: cytoplasm; nucleus; protein phosphatase 4 complex.
AUGCAGUCAGGUGAAGAGAGCAGGCUGGGCAUCAAGUGUGCGAGUCUACAUGAGGAACUGACACAGAUAGUCAUCGACCAGGAUGUGGGGCCGCUGCAGCGCGUGCCGGCAAGCGAGUUUCUGGCACGGCUAGUGGAACACAUGGGGCAGACGAUUCCGCGGGAAGUGUUUGGGGCGGAGGCAGAGACAGGGACGCGCGACCUGGAGCGGUUGGGCGCGAUUGUGGCGUACAUCGAUGAGAAUUUCGCGGCCCAGAACGUGCUGCCGUUCACAAUCCAGCGGAUCUGCGAACUGUGCUACCAUCCGCUGCAUUACUUCCGGGUGGGCGAGCUUCGUAAGUUUGUGAACGCGCUGGAGAAGGUGUGCUACGUGCGCAGCAGCUGGAGCGCGGGAUAUGGCGCGGUGCCGUCGCCGGCGGAAGGGACGCCCACGCGUGAGGCGAGCGUGGAUGUGUCGAUGUCCAAGAUUCCCUGGCUGCCGGACGACGGCGGGCGUGAUCUGCGGCAGUUUAUCGAGAAGAUUGAGUCAAUAGUUUCGGUGAACUUCGGCUACGAGGACGACGAGGACGAGGGCCGCGACGCGGCCAUCCAAGAGUAUUACGAUAACGAGGGUGCAGGCGACGAUGAAGACGACGACCAGGACUAUGUGGAUGAGGACAGCGCCACCAGUGAAGACGAGGAGGAGGAUGUGGAGGAGGAGGAGGAGGAGGAGGGGCCUGAGCCCGAGGUUGGGCUGGAGCCUGUGCACGCCGAGUCUGCCCCGGAAGAAUGCGUGGGCACGAAUAAGAGGACAACCGCCGAGCGCGAGGACUGCCACAUGCAGCCGUGUGCAGCAGCUCACUCCACAGACGGCGCCCAUCCUUGCGGACUGAAGCGUUCAAAAUUGCAGGAAGAUGGUGCCACGAUGGCCAGCCCGCCGGAUAUUGUAGCAGAGGGCGGCUCGCAUGAUCCGCAAGUUGUGGAUGCCUCCAAGCCGCCGCAGUUAACGACAUCUGCCACAAAUGUAAGCUGCAAUGCUUCGAUAGAGGCUACAGUAUCGCUAGACGAUGAUUCCACGGCAGGUGGGGAGUAG